AUGGGUCGCUCUCAGGAGCUCAGUGAAUUCAAGCAUGGUACCGUGAUAGGUUGCCACCUGUGCAAUAAGUCCAUCUGUGAAAUUUCCUUGCAGCUCAACUCAGCCACCAAGUGGUAGGUCACAUAAAAUGAAAGAGUGGGGUCAGCACAUGCUGAAGUGCACAGAAGUCACCAACUGUCUGCAGAGUCAAUAGCUAAAGACCUCCAAACUUCAUGUGGUCUUCAGAUUAGCACAACAACAGUGCAUAGAGAGCUUCAUG
This is a messenger RNA of Staurois parvus, 259 nucleotides long. The record is from the annotation of a GenBank genome assembly. Lineage: Eukaryota; Metazoa; Chordata; Amphibia; Anura; Ranidae.